AUGGAAGAAUUUACUGGAACAAACGAACAUUUAACAAUGCAUGCGACGGCGACGACGACGAUGACGACGAGUACGACGACGAGUACGAGUACGACGAUGGGAGUACCCGGAACGAAAGAAGCUCUACUACUAUCAAAUUUUCAUUAUCAAAAUUCAAUAAAUUCUGGUACGAAUCCUAUAUCGACGAGACAGGGAACCGUAACUCCAGGUUUAAGAUAUAGAAAUUUAGGAAAAAGCGGAUUAAGAGUUUCAAAUGUUGGUUUAGGUACGUGGGUAACACUCGGUAGUAAUUUGACAGAAGAACAAGCAGAAGAAGUUAUGGUUAUGGCAUACGAAAGUGGAAUAAACGUUUUCGAUUUGAGCGAAGCUUAUUCGGGUCCAAAAGCGGAAAUAGAAAUGGGACGAAUAUUGGGAAAAAGAGGAUGGAAAAGGAGUUCGUAUAUAGUCACAAGUAAAAUUUAUUGGAAUUCAAAAUCCGACGAGAGAGGAUUGUCCAGAAAGCACAUAUUAGAAUCCGUGAAAGCAUCUUUACAACGUUUAAAUUUAGAUUACAUCGACGUCAUUUUUUUACACAAAGCCGAUCCCAUGUGUCCAAUGGAGGAAAUAGUGAGAGCUAUGAAUCACGUGAUAUCACAAGGAUGGGCUUUGUAUUGGGGAACGGCUAGAUGGUCAACGGUUGAAAUUAUGGAAGCUUAUACGAAUUGUCGAACGUUUAAUUGCGUGACACCGAUUUGCGAACAAUCUGAAUAUCACAUGUUUUGCAGGGAAAAAACGGAAUUGUACAUGCCAGAAUUGUAUAAUAAAAUAGGUGUCGGUCUCAUGGCAUGGGCACCAUUGACAAUGGGAUUGAUAAGUGGUAAAAUAGAAGACAACGUCAUACCGCUAGUCUCGAAAAGUUCUCUCAAACAUAAAUAUUCGAGUUUUAGUUGGGCGGAAGAGGAAACGGCAAACAAAGAGUGCACGGGUUGGUUAAAGGAAAAACUACAACCGGACGAAAUAAAAAAACAACAGGAAAAAAUCAGGGAUAUAUCAUCGAUGGCGGAAAAAUUAGGAUGCACACUAACACAAUUAUCAAUAGCGUGGUGUUUAAAAAACGAAAGCGUACAAUGUCUUCUGUUGGGUGCGACGACAGCGGAUCAACUAUACGAAAGUAUACAAAGUCUACAGCUUAUACCAAAAUUAAAUACGAGUUUAAUGUCGGAAUUGGAAAAAAUAUUAGAAAACAAACCUACGAGGCCACCCAUCGUUUCGACUCUGGCACUAAGAUGA
Molecule: messenger RNA, 1269 nt
Organism: Pediculus humanus corporis (human body louse)
Lineage: Eukaryota; Metazoa; Arthropoda; Insecta; Psocodea; Pediculidae
Exons: 6
Coding region: 1-1269 (422 amino acids)
Biological process (GO): regulation of potassium ion transmembrane transport; potassium ion transport
Cellular component (GO): voltage-gated potassium channel complex; cytoplasm
Molecular function (GO): potassium channel regulator activity; transmembrane transporter binding; voltage-gated potassium channel activity
Source: RefSeq, a predicted model, not a curated record